This is a messenger RNA of Arabis nemorensis, 1053 nucleotides long. The record is from the annotation of a GenBank genome assembly. NCBI's taxonomy places the organism in Eukaryota, Viridiplantae, Streptophyta, Magnoliopsida, Brassicales, Brassicaceae.
AUGGGUAAAUCCGUACGGUGGUCUGAUUUACCUAAAGAACUCGUCGAUUCAAUUGCUAAUCGGUCUGCCAACAUCUAUCUCCUCCGUAUCCGUAGCAUUUGUAAACCCUGGCGUUCUGCGGUUGUGACCAAAAAGCGUUUCCUCAACCGCUUUAAACGCAGCCUUGUUGGUCCUUCCAAUAGGAAGAAAAAGAGUGACGUCUUACCCAACACUUUCUUCCGUGUAACUCAAGCUUCUUCUACGUCUUCAUAUCCUAACAAAGGAUGGCUGAUCAAAACCAGACAAAUCUCUGAAUCAAGUAAGAUUAGUCUCUUGUCUCCCCUCUCUAAGGAGCUCAUAACUCCUUCCGACAAAACCCUAGAUCUUUUGAAGUUCGUGAUUACAGAGAUUCGUCAAUCUUACAACGUUCAAUUCUUGAACAAGCAAACGAAAAAUUUACGUGAUUCGUCUAGAGUUGUUUUAGCAGACAAUCAUGUUUACGUAGUGGACACCAACAAGCAAUUCUGGUGCUGCAAGCGUGUAGAAGGAAGUAGUAUAUGGAGAAGAGUCGAAAACAAAUAUGUUGGAGAAUUCUCGGACGUUAUACUUCACAGAGGACAAGUCUAUGCUUUAGAUUUAAAAGGCCUAAUUUGGCGUAUUAAUAAUAAUAGUUUAUCUGAUCUCAAUAUAUCUCAAUACGGACCUUCAACUCCAGUGAAAUAUCGCAAGAUCAAUGAUUGCAAAGACAAAAGACUUGUGGAGCAUUGUGGAGAUCUAUGUGUGGUCUAUAAGAUGGACAAGGAGUUGGCUAAAUGGGUUGAGGUUAGUUCCUUGGAAGACAAGGCACUCAUUGUGGCUACGGAUAGUUGUUUUACGGUCUUAGCCUCUGCGUACUAUGGAUGUUUGGAGAAUGCUAUCUACUUUGAUGAAGAUGGGUAUAAAUUUAGGAAAGGAGUGCAAGGUGAAGGUGCUAAAGUGUGGAAGCUUAAUGAUCUUAGUAUCAUCAAUAUGAAUAAUUCUCCUUAUCAUAGUUGUUUUCAGAUGUUUUCUUCUCCUUUCCUCUGUAAAUACUAG